UACACCUAGGAUGGCUUGAGGGUAAGUAAAGCUUGGGUUAAUUUUCAUUUUAAAGUGAACUAUAGCAGGUGUUAACAGUGAUCAACAACUAAAAAAGGUAAUUUGAUUAGAGAGAAUAACCAUGCUGCCCCCCUUUUGUCAGUCACUAUCACACCCCCAACCCGUUCCCACCACACUCGGGUCGGGACCCACUUGGCCCCCGCUGUACCCACCCACCACACCCUGGUAGCGGAGGCCAAGUAAUGGUACCGGUUUCACGUGUCUCCCUGGUGGUCAUCAGCGCCGUUGCACCCGAUCCAAGCGUGCUCGAGCUCCUCGCCCCUGGGAGAGCACGCGUAAACCGGGUGCCAUUCCGUGCCGGAGACCGGAUGCUGCUCCGAGGCACAACGAAAGCAGCAGACACGUAAAAUCCUUCGCGAGAACUGCGUUUUUCAUGACGCAAUCCCCCGAAGGACUAGGCACAGACUCACCGAGCAAAGCUUCACGAAGAAACUUCACACGACAAUCGAUUGAGUCUUACCUUCUUCCGUCCUGCAGUUAGAGACACACACUGAGCUCGAGAGAGAAUUCCAGCGUUAUAAACAGGACUGCAGCUGAAGCCGCGAAUAUUUAGAACGCGUGCCAUUGUGACGUCACUGAGAUUGCGCUUCAUCUCUUCACGAGGGAACAAACCAAAGUCCUUUUCGUUGUGCACAAAGUAUAACAUUUAUGCCUUUUUAUGAUGUACAAGUAAGAAAAAAAGGGACCUUUCUCUACUUCUUUCAAUAUUAAUUUACGUUAAGUUAUAUUACCUUUAUAUUUUUAUUAUUAUUUUUUUUAUUAUUAUUAUUAUUUAUUUUUUGUUUGUUUGUUUCUUUGCUGUUUUUGUGUAUACUGUUUAUAAUUCUAUUAUUGUUGUUAAAUUCUUUGACUUGUAACAUUUGCUUUUAUAUGUCAAUAAAAAAAAUUAAAAAAAAUGAGGGAACUGGUACAAUAUCUAAAAGCCUAUAGAAGAUUUUUUUUUGAGCCUGUGCAGAUAUUUUCUUGUUUGUUUAUUUGUGUAUUUAUUUUCAUGUAUUUAUUUUUACUUCCUUUUAAAAUUCUUUUUGUGUCUGCCCUUGUUAUAUUGUUGAGUAAAUUGAUUGUAAAUUGAUUGCCAUCUUCUUGUUAUAUUUUUGGUUUUCGUAAUCCCUUCAUAAGCACUGGUUAAACGGUUUACCUGGUUUCACACCCUGGGGUUUUAGGGGGACCGUAUACUUAAGUUUAGAUUAGAACUGGGGCAUUUAGCAUUAGGGACUUAGCAAAUGGCAGAAGAAGAAUAUUCAUGAAAGAAAAGAAAAGAUAGGACGAAGAGGGCAAUAAUAAAGAACUUUAUGGUGAGUGCUUAAUAAUAGUGCGUUUUUGAUUAUCGUUGUUCUUUUAAGUCACAGUUUUCCUAUUAGUCGAUAUUGGCUAAUGAUGAAAAAUGCAUACAACCACUUCCUUUUGAACGUUCCUGAAUCGAGCUGUAUUUUUUAAAUACUGUUACAUGAAAUAAUUUGUCUUUUGUUGCGAUGUAUUUUGCUGCUCAACUAAAGAGUGUUUGGAAGUCGUGCAUGUGACUUCUGUUGCAUUGUUAGACAUUAGCUUCCCUGGCUCUCCAUCUGUACUGUACUGAGGGCAACUGAGAAUUCCGAUUAAUUGCCCUUACAGUUGUAGAUUGCUGGAAAGUUCUGAGAUAAUGUUUAUUGAUAAUAUAGUUUCAAAGUUGUGCAGCAGUAGCUAUAAUCUAAAUAUAAUACAAUCCAUUAUCCAUUUAAUUAAUAAUUCAUUAAUUUGCUUUUAUUAACCUGAUCAUUCACAUUGUGUAUUUUCUUGUACAGAUCUACAUUGAGCACACACUUCAUGCAGUGUAGGUACCGUGAAUACACCUGUGCCAGUAUUGGCAUUGGGACCAAUAAUUAUGUACAGACACUUGCGAGAGAGGGUUUGCAUGUAGUCUAAAAUCAGUUUGUGACCGUCUCUGCAGACAAUUUUGGGGCACAUGAUCUAGCAGGAUUCCAUGAAAGUUUGUAUGUUGAGAAGUACUGUUGGUUUUGUCUCGUAAGUUAUGUUACAUGUUCUCUGUUGUACACAAUUUUGUUCCGAUUGUUUAUAGUGUUCAGAGAUUUUUUUUUAUCUUUCACUCUUUCAUUUCUUACCCCCUUCCCAUCCCUAAUACAUUUUCAGUGACGCUCAAUUAUGAUUUAUAAUUAAUUCUGCAGAAGUACAUCAUGAAUAAAAUGAUUUACUUUUUUUUCCUAAAGACAUCAGACGUCCUAUCACACAGAUACACUACACCUCUACUACCCUUGUACGUUAGGGAGUGUGACGCAAUAUUCAAGACUGGAUAGGUUUUCUGCUUUUGUUUCUCUCACAUUUUCAUUGAUCACCAUUCUUUUAUUUAAUGUGUCCUUACAUUUAAUAAAUAGUUUUUCCUUAAGUGUUUACAUCAGGUUAGCACAUAAUUUGCCAUGUUUUGUUUGCAAGAGUGUAGUUGUGCUUUGAUUUUUAAAUUUACACAAUCAACCAUUUUUCUUUAAUAUAUUUGUAUAUAUUUCUUAGGACAAUUACUUAAAGGAGGCCUGUGCAAGAGGAGUGAAACUGUGGGCAUCCUUGAAGUCAUGGAGGACAACCUCUCGGUGGCAACAAAGAGAUGUCUAAACUUCAGCAUCAUCCUGGAGGAAACUGUGGUCGUGGAAGACCUAUCUGACUUUCCCACUGCUUUCAUGAACUCAGCCAGAACAUCCAUCCAUCCAACAAAGAGUGGUCUUGUCCUGGAGUUACGGUGCAGUCACGGGAGUAUCGAAUGGGACAAAACCAGGUCAAGGAGGGGGAGCCAGGGCAGGACAACAGCUCUGCAGGACCAGAGGAAAAGGGACCAAGCCCAGACCCUGGGGGGGCAAAAGAGGAAGGAAAUCCAACCAUUGAGACUCAUGGUGUCGGGACAGAUGAGGAGAAAGCAGCCGAUGGAAGGUUGGAUGGAGGCCCAGGCAGGGAGUUACCAUCACCUACACCAGAGCACAGUUUGGAUUUUCAUGAUAAGGUGUGUGCUCCCACGGAUGGGGGGGUUGUGGAGGGAGGGGAUGGCGAGAAAGUGGGAGGAAGAAAGAGUAGCGAGGAAGGCAGAGCUGAACUGCUGGCUCCACAGCAGCUGAAUGGAAUCACACAGUCUAACAGCUGCCUGCAAGGCACAUGGGAGGCUGGUGAACCUGAUCACGAGAGAAAAGACUUGAAGAGUAUGCUAGAAGACUAUCUUAAACAUCAGGAAAACCUCGGGUGCGACUUUCCUGGUAAAGACAAAGUUGAAAGUGCUCACAAAGGAGAAAACAAGAGUAAGAAUUGUGCUUCAUAUGUAAAGGACGAAAUGGAGUCUGUUUUUGGAGAUGACGACAAGCUAAAGUGCCAGGAAGGGGACAGAAAACUAGAUGUUGAUGCUGCCUGUGAUAUUAGCUUAACAAAUACAGGGCCUACUUUGGAGAUUCUGGAAAGGAAGGACAUUUCGAAAUCAAGUGGUGGGGACGCCAACACCAACGUUCACUUUACGGUUCAAGACAAAGCUUUGCUCAUUACGGAAAACGUAGACUUGAAGACCAGCAUGACUGAAUCACAAAACAAGAGGCCGUUUAACAAGCCCAGCACAUCAAAACCCGUGAUGAACUCACAAAUGGAGACAUCAAAGGACAUUACUGAGGCAAUUCAGCAAGUCAAAGAAGGAAUAAGGGAGAAGCCGCCAGAGAAUCCAGAUAAGGUUGUAAAAGAAACCUUAAACACUGAACAUUCUUCCCCGAAGAACGUCGAAACCCAGGGGCGGUCAAUGAAGGUUGUCAGCGAAGCCAGAGAAAACGUUACAUGGUGUCAGCCAACAGAUGAUGUCAUGAAGACCAGAUUUACUAGUUCAUGGCUGGCAGGUGCGGAUUUACAAAAAAAAGCUGUGAGCCUAGAACGAGCGCAGAGCCCAGAGGACCUCAGCCCCUUAGAAGUGGCAUCCAAGUCAUCUCAGGGUCACGCUGAGAGCCAUCGGCAAAUAUCUGCAGGCGAAUUCACACAGGAUGAGCUUCAGAAAGAAAGGCAAUUUAAUGUGUCAGACUUGGAGAGCCCUAGGACAAAGGAACCUUCACUUGAGAGAUCACCCGCUGGAGGUCAUAAAAAUAAAGAUGGCAUAAGAGAGACUGAAGAAAGUGAAAAUCUGGAAUCUGCUUCAAAGGGCCUCUAUCGUUCCCAUGCAAAGAAAACCGAGAUAAAAGAUCUUUCUCUGCGUGGAACAGAAACGGAAGAGGUUUGUUUUGUGACAUCUAAUAUUGCCAGUGUAAGUAUGCUGGCUGAAAACAAUCCCUUGCUACAAAGCUAUGAAGAUGAGAAAUGUAUUACAUUCUCUGAAGCCAUUACGGAUUCAUACCCCCCUUCUAAAUCUGAUGUUCAAGUUAUGCAAAAAGAUGAAAAAGAGGAUUCCCCUCUUUCAGCAAAGGCCAAAGAACACAGAGAGAUAAGUCUAGAGUGGUUUCUGGCUGAAACGAGUCCAUAUGCAGUGAUACAAACCUUUCCAGAGACAGUGAAGGAUACUACUCAUAGGAUGGAUCCAGAAAGUACAUCUUCUUUAAGCGCAGUGAUUGAUGUAGAAGAUGCUACUAAACAGCAGAGAACAGAGGGAGAUGCUAACGCUAACUUAGGCGACUUGACAUCAUCAGAGAGAGACAAGGUCAGCAAGUCUAAUCAGAAUACCAUCAGCUCAAAAACGGACGUGCGUAAGGAAACAUCUGCAAAUAGUUCCAUCUCUGAGCUCAUUGCUGGUCCUGAGACAGCUUCAAGUCCCAUAGAUGACAGGCUAGGCAUGGACAAGAAAACAGAAGUCACUCUGUCUGGUUCUUCUCAACUCCAAGGGCAAUGUUUUUUGAAUAUUUUAACAAAUGCACCAACCCAUUCCGUUUUAAGCCAGACAGAUGUAUAUGAUCAGGUCCAGGAUGGUUGUACUGCAUUAGUAGACAGGACAGCAAACACAUCUGCUGCACAAGAUGUGCUACAUUCCUCCUCCAUGUGCAACCUAAUAAGUAUGCAAGCUAACGAGAAACAAGAUAAAGAGCAGAACAAGCUGUCGACACAAGCAAAUUUUCGUGUGUUAGAGGAGAAACAUUUAAGCCAGCUUGACCAAAAGCUUGCGAUAGAAAGCAACCUGACCACCAUCAUGGAAACACCGCAGGGUGCACAGAAAAGACAUGUUUCAGAUAUGAUAAAGGAAACUAUUGAGUUGCAGAAGAAGAUGAAGGAGUGGACCAAGCCGGCUGAUGUCCGGGUUGAUCUGACCUUAGAUCCAACACAGUCUGUGAAAGUUUCACAAAUGAAAGCAGCAUUUGAUCCACCAAAAAAAUCACCUGACAAAGCACUAGAGAGAAAACCUUCAGUGAGAAAAGGUAGGAACAUUUCUGAGAAGGAUGUUGUUUAUACCUGA
Ctenopharyngodon idella (grass carp) is the source of this 5443-nucleotide messenger RNA. RefSeq lists its product as uncharacterized. The record is from RefSeq and is a predicted model, not a curated record. Lineage: Eukaryota; Metazoa; Chordata; Actinopteri; Cypriniformes; Xenocyprididae. Bases 2807 to 5443 code for a protein of 878 amino acids. The transcript has 4 exons.